ACCCAGGGUGUUCUCUCGUACUUGAAGAACAUCACGGGUGGCCAAUGCUUAUCUGGCCGUAUCGACCGAAUUGACCCGCAUAAAUCCACGGGGACACUUUUCCCUCCGCCAUCCCCGUCCGCCACGCCUUACAACGCCCACAAUCGGCGCUCGAGUUCUACCUCACUGGCCCGUCCAUGCCCCUCGGUGGCCACCCUUUUCGGUGAUGCGCUCGCGAUGUUGGAGCUUACAGAUGUUCAACCCCCGUCGCACGUGGAUGAUGGUGGUCUGGGCCUUCCUGCUGUCGCUAUGGCUCACGUCGGCGCAGGACAAGAAACAGAACAUAUGUUCUACCAUGGUUUCGAGAACUACCUUGAUCACGCCUUUCCCGAAGACGAAUUGCGCCCGUUGACCUGCGGCCCCUUGACCCGUGACGAAAAGAACAAUGAACACAACGAUGUCCUUGGAAAUUACUCCUUGACGCUCAUCGACAGCUUAUCGACGUUGGCAAUCCUGUCGUCAAGUCCGGAGAGUGGCGAUCGCGCCCUGUCGCAUUUCCAGGGCGGUGUGAAGGAGUUUGUGAGGCUCUAUGGUGAUGGAUCGGAGGGCCCUGCUGGCCAGGGUGAGAGAGCUAGAGGUUUUGAUAUCGACAGUAAAGUGCAGGUAUUUGAGAGUGUGAUUCGAGGGCUCGGCGGACUCUUAAGUUCACAUCUAUUCGCUGUCGGUGAACUACCCAUCACAGGAUAUAAUCCGCCAGAACAGGACAUCGAAUAUGCCAGCGCCUGGGACAAAAGCGGAUUCUCCAAGCAAGACCAUGGUAUUCUGUGGGAGGAUGGAUUCGUCUACGACGGGCAGUUACUUCGAUUGGCGGUUGAUCUAGCGCAUCGUCUGCUCCCUGCUUUUUAUACAGAAACCGGCCUCCCUUACCCUCGAGUGAAUCUGCGACACGGCAUUCCGUUCUACGAGAACUCUCCUCUGAAUGCCAACUCCAAGAAAAAGGAGAAGGACAAAAAGCGGAAGUACACGUACAUGAACUCUGCUGAAAUCACGGAGACAUGUAGUGCCGGCGCUGGCAGUCUCACCUUGGAAUUCACGGUUCUGAGUAGAUUGACUGGCGAUGGCCGGUAUGAGGAAUUGGCCAAAAGAGCAUUCUGGGCAGUUUGGGCUCGUCGAAGUGAGAUUGGACUCGUCGGAUUUGGGAUCGAUGCAGAAUCGGGGAAAUGGGUUGGACCCUAUUCGGGAAUUGGUGCUGGGAUUGAUAGCUUCUUUGAAUAUGCAGUCAAAUCACACGUUCUCCUUUCCGAGGGAGAGCGCCCACCUUUUGACAAUUCCAGCCCUUGGAGUCUGCUGGAUGAUCAUUACCUCCCUUUGACAGAAUACCAACACUCUGCAGACGCCUUUCUUCAGGUUUGGGAAGAUUCCCAUACCUCGAUCAAUCGUCAUUUGUACCGUGGGGAGGGGUACCAGCACCCUCAUCUAGUCGUUGGAGAUGUCUCCACCGGCGCGACGCGGGCCUUUUGGAUCGACAGCUUGAGUGCAUACUAUCCUGGUCUGCUUGCCUUGGACGGCAAGGUAGACGAAGCAAUUCAAAUCCAUCUCCUCACCACUGCUGUCUGGACGCGCUUCUCGGCUCUUCCCGAGCGGUGGAAUGUGGCCACAGGUGACAUUGACGGUGGUCUCGCCUGGUAUGGAGGUCGACCUGAAUUCAUUGAAUCGACCUACUACAUCUACCGGUCUACACAAGACCCCUGGUACCUGCAUGUUGGAGAAAUGGUUCUUCGCGACAUUAAGAGGCGCUGUUGGACCCAAUGCGGAUGGGCAGGUCUCCGAAAUGUCCAAACUGGCGAGAUGAUCGAUCGCAUGGAGAGCUUCUUCUUGGGUGAAACGGCCAAGUACAUGUUUCUCCUUUUCACCCCUGAUCACCCAUUAAACAAGAUCGAUGCGCCAUGGGUUUUCAACACUGAAGGCCACCCCUUAAUCAUUCCGAAGAAAACAUCUACCCCGAGGCAGUCCUCCCGCCAGACGCAACAAUGGUCUUCUGAAAAUCCCCCUCAGGAUACCUGUCAAGCAAUCACCUCGCCUAUCUUCGGUGGUGUGUCUUUUACAGCCUCUCGGCCAGACAUAUUCCAUGCUGCGAGUCUGGCACGCCUGCACCUUCGACCUCAUCGUGGAGCAUCCGAGGGUCCUAUCCUAGGGAAAUCGUCCGAGCACCAGAGUGUGUCUGUUUCCGAUUUAUCGUCACCAACAAACUAUACCUUCUACCCUUGGACGCUCCCCCCGCAACUCGUUCCAUUCGACGCAGUCAGUGCACCAAUGGCCGUCCGUCCCACAUUGGACAUCUCAUUCCCAUCCCUUCCCGGUGGAGUCAACUUGGGCCCUGGGGCGCUGGAACGGGUGCGAGACGGUAUCCUAGUCAAAACAAUCGGAGGACUCCGCUUGAGCAUGGUGCAGGACGUCUCUCUUGGCCACGGGAACGAAGAUGGAUACCGGGUGCAAGUGAUCAACAAUGUGCCAUUAGGAAAGGAUGAGAAGGUAUACAUCUCUCGCCAGGUCACCUUUGAUGUCGUUGAUCCCUAUGAUCCAAACUUCACCCGGGUCCGCGACACAGCCAUGCUAGACCUCGUCAUUGACGUUCUGCCAGACACCUCUCGCCAGCGCAAUGCUUCAACUACUCCAGGAGAUGAACCACCUGCAGCAGAGCAUUCAUCAAGCGAAGAAGCUUCCGAGCUCAACCUCGGCCGUCACAAGCCCGCCCCCGCCGUCAUCGACGACGAAAGCCCAGUCGACUCCCCCGAGUCCACAAUGAGAAGCAUGCUCUCCAACUUCGUCAACUCAGUCUCGGCCCUCCUCCGCGAUGACUCCUCCCCCGAAGAAGACGACCCAUCCACACCCCUCCGCCUCAUUCUCCCCGCCACCCUCCCCACCGGCAUCGGCGCCGCACCCCUCCCAGACGUCGAAGACGCAAUCACAACCUCCCUCUUCAGCAAACCCUCCAAAGACCACCUGACCUGGUCAACAAUCUACUUCGCCAACGAACUCUGCGACGACCGCAUCCUCCGCUCCAUCGCCCAAACCCACGAAGUCCUUGUCCUCAAACGCGGCGGCUGCACCUUCUCGCAAAAACUGCGCAACAUAGCCGCAUUCCGGCCCGCACGCACAGCACUAAAACUAGUCAUCGUCGUCUCCUCAGACGAAUCCGACUUCGAAUCCGGUUCGCCCAGCUCUCCGCAAGAAAAUAUCGAAAGGGGCUCUGCGCCGCUGGCAGCCCUGCGCGCCGAGUCUUCUCUCAUCAGACCCCAUCUGGACGAGAGCCAGGUUUCAGCCAGCGGCAUUCCGCGCAAUCACCUCGUCAGCUUGGUCAUGGUUGGCGGCGGCGAUGAGACGUAUGCGCUUUUGCAGUCUUCGACGGGUAUUGGGAUUAAGAGGAGGUAUACCAUGCGCUCGCAGGGUGUUCCUAUCACAAAUCUGCACAUAAUUUGA
Penicillium manginii is the source of this 3459-nucleotide messenger RNA. RefSeq names its product glycoside hydrolase family 47 protein. Gene Ontology annotation, molecular function: mannosyl-oligosaccharide 1,2-alpha-mannosidase activity; calcium ion binding. The record is from RefSeq and is a predicted model, not a curated record. The annotation marks the transcript as partial. The transcript is spliced from 5 exons. Lineage: Eukaryota; Fungi; Ascomycota; Eurotiomycetes; Eurotiales; Aspergillaceae. Gene Ontology annotation, biological process: endoplasmic reticulum mannose trimming; carbohydrate metabolic process; mannose trimming involved in glycoprotein ERAD pathway. Gene Ontology annotation, cellular component: endoplasmic reticulum; membrane.